Effrenium voratum is the source of this 2360-nucleotide messenger RNA. The record is from the annotation of a GenBank genome assembly. Lineage: Eukaryota; Dinophyceae; Suessiales; Symbiodiniaceae.
GAUUCUUCGGAUCCACUUCCGAUGAGCCAUGGGCGCCUGCGCGGCAGUCCUUACAAGCGCGCUGCCAUGCAGCUCCAGCGCAGAGGAGGUGAUCGUUCAAUCUGAGCAGAUGGCAGGCCGGGUUCCGGGAGUCUCGGUGUCGCUGGAGAUGAGCGAAGCCGUUCCCGGGAGUCCGAGCCCUUUGCUGGAGGCAGUCCUCGCAGGCAAGAAGAUGGACUUGGAACGCGCCCAGGCGAUCGCCAGGGACAUUGCUAAGCCAGACUACUCGCUGGGUCAGUACUACCAGGACCUGUUGGCCGCCUUUCCGGAGCUCCAUUUGUUCGGCCUCAGGGGGAUCGGUGUAUCGAUCGAAGAGGCUCAUGCGGCUGGGGGACGCGCAGCCGCGGAUGAGUUCCAGCGAACCAUUGGGGCUUUCUUCGCCAUUUAUUGGCUCACACGACUUGAUUCGGACGGCAAAGCCGGCUUUUGCCACGGUGUGGACGAGUCUUGGAGGCCCCAGGAGGCCUUCAACGAGAAGUCCAGAGCAUUCUUUGAGGAUGCGGAGAUUUGGAAGUACUUUCAGGAUUUGAUGGUGGAUGCAGGCCUGUUGGAACAGGGCACAAAACGCGUUGACCCCGAGACAACGCUGGCCCUCCUGGUGCUGACGGCCCUGCAUGACAUCAUGAAGAUCAAUUUGCUUCUGCCGAGUGUCCAGAAGUCGGACGCGCCAUACCGAGGCUACAGCGAGGCUGAAGUGGUUGCAGAUCACGAUGUGGCAAUAUUCUACAUCGUUGAGCGCUACACGCACCUGCUUCCAUCACUUCGCCGGCUGCAACCUUCGCUACAGCUGUUAGUGCAAAAUGUCCUGAGCGGAUUGGCCUUCAACAACGGUUGGUUUGUUCAGGCAGAGGCACCGCCAGGAGCCGUUUUUCGGGGCAUCAAGGCAGCAGUGAGUGCCCAGACGGAGUCUGCCCGCAAAGUCGGCCGCCGUGACUUGAGCUUGUACUUCGUGCAUUGGCUCACGGACUUGGCUGGGGGCGAACCUACGCCGCUCUUCGGCUGCUCCAAGCUUUGCACCCUGCCGAUGCACGUCUUGAAGAGCUUCAUGCAAUCCGUGAGGUAUAUCCAGCAACUGGCAGAUCGCACAGAGACGGAGGUCAUGGAAGACUACCUCAAGGACCGCUGGGCCAAUCACCAGCCAUCGGUGGGGCCCAUGGUCUCGGGCCCCGCGGGGCUGGCCAAAGCGAGGCUCCUUUGCAUGGCGCAGGGCAACGCCACGGAGGUGCUCGCCGCCUUCGAAAAGCUCAGCGACGAGGACAAGGAGGUGCUCAGUGUGGAAAUGGCCCGCACCGGCGCGGAGCAGCAGAGCUUCUCAGACAGCUUUGUGCCCUCAUCUGUCAGGGAGCAGACGGCGGGCCCGGCCUUCUUGGUGUACUACGGCCCGGCCUUUCUGCAGAGGAUGGGCACAGACAGCCCCUUGCGUCGUUUGGAGAUCCUAGCGGAGAUCUUCCGCUGCGCGCGGAAGCUCUGGCCCGCUGUGCCCGAUCAAGCGGGCAACUUCGUCACUGUGCGCAUCGAUGCGAUCACUAUCCAGGGGCACUGGAGCGCCGACUCCGAGCUGCUGUUGCUGAGGAUGUGCAGCAACAAGCAGGCCUGCAUUGAGAGGAGGCCCAAAGAUGGCAACAGCUUCAACGAGGACUCUACUCAAAUCCUUUUUAACACGGACAACGGGGCUCCGUUGUGCUCCCAGGAGGAGAUGAUUCGACGUCUUGGUCCUGCGAUGCUGGCAGAAGGGCAUUGGUACCGCAAAGUGGCCUUUGCCUUCCUGCGACCAGCGGUACCAGGCGAGGAAAUCCGGACCAUGGUUGAUGGGAACGAGGAGACCAAGAAGAUUGCACAGGCUGGCGACUAUGUCGUGCGAGCUGACACCAAGUAUAAGGAGCUCUACGUGCUUCCCCAGCAGAAGGCGAGCGAUGCUUAUGACCUUGCUGCCCCCAUGGACAUCGCUGAGCGCUUGGAUGCCGCGGAGCUCCGUGCCGGCGGCUUCCGCUGCUACAGGUGCCGCACGCGCAUCAAGGCCAUUCGUGCCUCGGAGAGCCUCCUGUCCAAGAUCUGCCCGCAGAAGCGCUUUAUGGCCAGUUGGGGCUCGCCCUGUGUUGUCAAAGCCGACGACAUGCUGGCCGCACAGGUCAGCGACUCUACGAUAAAGGAGAUUUACAGGAUUGAGAAGACGGUAUUCAAGGAGACUUUCAGUUUGGAUCAGUGAGCCGUGAGCCGCGGGUUUCGUCAGUCCAACCUGCCCCGUCGUUUUUUGGACGAGGCAAAGUAUGAAAUAAAGCCCUCCGGGGUCCGCUCGGAAAGGGAAGUCAGACUCACUCCCU